AUGGCUUGUGACAAUAUAAAUUCAUUUGGUUUUAAUGAAAUAAAUGAAGUUCGUGAUGAAUUAAAUUUAAUGUUAAAAAUUUCAAAUGAAAUUGAAAAUAUUCAUUGUUCAUUACUCGUAUCUCUUCCACAUCAUAUGAAUUUACAAGAUAAUUUAAAUAAUUUAAAUGAUAAAUCAUCUCAAUUAAGAUCAAUAUCUUUAAGAAUUCGAAAUUUAUUAUAUCAAAUAAAAUGUAAAGAAAAAUAUUUUAAAGGAAUUCAAUAUGAAAUAAAUAAAAAUCAAUUAAAAUAUUUACGUGAUCAAUAUCAUAAUUUAUUAAUAAAAAUAAAUGAAAAUGAUGAAAAAUAUCGUUUAUUAUCUAAACAACGUCUUGAUCGACAAUUACAUUUAUUAGGUCGACAAGCAAGUAAUGAUCAAUUAAAUGAAUUUAUUAUUGUACCUGAUAUUAUGAUUAAUAAUUCCGAACAAGAACAAUUAUUAUAUAAUCAAUCAAAACAAAUUGAUCAUUUAGAAAAUACUUUAUUACAAUUAAAAGAUUUAUUUAAUGAUUUUAAUUAUUUUGUUGAAUAUCAAAGUGAAAUUAUAAAUUCAAUUGAUGAGAAAAUUCUUCAGACAGAUAUUAAAAUUGAACAACAAAUAGACAAAUUAUCUUCAACAACAAAAAAUAAAUCUUUAUUAUCAUUUAUUAUUAUUAGAAUUUUAUUUCUUAUUUUUAUUAUUAUUUUCAUUUUAUUAAUAAUUAUUAUUUCGAGAAAUAUUUUUAUAAAACAAUAUUCUUCGAUAUAA
Messenger RNA from Adineta steineri, 786 nucleotides. Lineage: Eukaryota; Metazoa; Rotifera; Eurotatoria; Adinetida; Adinetidae. The record is from the annotation of a GenBank genome assembly.